UUGGGCGUUUUUUUAUUACAAAACAUGGGAAAAUGGACAAGUUCUUCAAUUCUUGCUUUUUGGGCUUCUUGCCUGUCUCUGUCUCGAAACACCCAGAAAGAGAGAUAAUCUCGCUUAUCUGUCUUUAUACUUAGCUGGUUUCUUCUUCUUCUUUAUCCCUUUUGGCUCUUAUUACAACUUUUUUUUUUCCAUGUAUUUCCUCAAAUUUUAAUAUUUUUUCUUUACUGUAUAUUCAUCAAAUCUCAAGUUCUCUAAUUUCCCAUUCGACCUCGAAAUUUGACCAAUUUCUCUUGUCUCAAAUUUCAGAUUCUCUUCCUCUGAAAAAAAUCAAAAACCAAGUCUUCUAAUUCCAUCUCCUCUCUGUACCCAUCUCCUAAAAAUCUCAACUUUGAGUCAAAAUUUUGUCUUCUCUCAAACCAAUUCAUAGUUCUAAAAAUCUCACCUUUAUCUCAAAUUUUUAAUCUUUCAUCUGAUUUCUGAAACCCAAAUUCUCUAAUCUCAUCUUUGAGCCAAAAAGUUUCAAUCUUUCCUCUGAUUUCUGAAACCAAAAAUCUCUAAUUUCAAAAAAAAAAAAUCUCACCUUUGGGUCAAAAAUGUCAGUAGCUUGUGGACUAGAAUGUGUCUUCUGUGUAGGAUUCAGUAGAUGGGCAUGGAAACGAUGCACACACGUAGGCUCAGACGAUAGCGCCACGUGGACAUCAGCAACACCGGAAGAAUUCGAACCAAUCCCAAGAAUCAGCCGAGUAAUCCUCGCCGUCUACGAACCCGAUCUCAGAAACCCUAAAAUCUCACCUUCGUUAGGAACUUUCGAUCUAAACCCUGAAUGGGUCAUCAAACGUGUGACACACGAAAAAACCCAAGGAAGAUCUCCACCGUACAUUAUCUACAUAGAUCACGACCACCGUGAGAUUGUUUUAGCGAUUCGUGGCUUGAACUUAGCUAAAGAGAGUGAUUACAAGAUUCUGUUAGAUAACAAAUUAGGUCAGAAAAUGCUUGGUGGUGGUUAUGUGCAUCGUGGGUUGUUGAAAUCUGCGGCUUGGGUUUUGAAUCAAGAAUCUGAGACUCUUUGGAGAGUUUGGGAAGAGAAUGGUAGAGAGUAUGAUUUGGUUUUUGCUGGUCAUUCUUUGGGUUCUGGUGUUGCGGCGUUGAUGGCGGUUUUGGUUGUUAAUACUCCGGCGAUGAUUGGUGAUAUUCCGAGGAAUAAGGUUCGAUGUUUUGCUUUGGCUCCGGCGAGAUGUAUGUCGCUUAAUCUCGCCGUUAAGUAUGCUGACGUCAUCUCCUCCGUCAUUUUGCAGGAUGAUUUUUUACCGAGAACAGCGACACCAUUAGAGGAUAUAUUCAAGUCUGUAUUCUGCUUGCCGUGCUUGUUGUUUCUAGUUUGUCUGAGGGAUACAUUUAUACCGGAAGGUCGGAAACUAAGAGAUCCUAGAAGGCUUUAUGCUCCUGGUCGAAUUUAUCAUAUCGUUGAGCGGAAAUUUUGCAGAUGUGGAAGGUUUCCUCCCGAAGUGAGAACCGCGAUUCCCGUUGAUGGUAGAUUUGAGCAUAUAGUAUUAUCAUCGAAUGCAACAUCGGAUCAUGCGAUUCUAUGGAUAGAAAGAGAAGCAGAAAAGGCAUUGCAGGUGACAUUUAAUUUCUGCAUUUUUAUGUUUUAGAUCAAUGGUUAGGGCUAAGGAUUUAGGAUUUAGUUUAUAAGGCUUAAGUAAGGUUACAGGAUUUAAGAUUUAGAUUUUCGACGAUUUUGUUAAGAGUAUAAAAUCUUUAAUUGUGUUGUUGCUACAAAUUUUUUUACUAUCUUUGCACAAAAUAGUAAGGGACUAGUUAGGCUUCUUUUUAUAAAUGGUGGGUUUUGUGGUGUGUGGUUACAGAUAUUGAGAGAGAAGAGUUCAGAGACAGUGGUAACAAUGGCACCAAAAGAGAAGAGAAUGGAGAGGUUAAGUACUUUAGAGAAAGAGCACAAAGAUGCGUUGGAGAGAGCCGUGAGUCUUAAUAUCCCACACGCAGUGUCCACCGCGGAAGAAGAAGAAGAAUGCAACAAUGGAGAAGCAUCCGCGGAGUUGAAAACAAAGAAGAAGAAUUGGGAUGAAGUUGUGGACAAGCUUUUCCAUCGAAGCAAUUCAGGAGAAUUCGUUCUCAACGAUAACGUUGUUCCUGAAAGGUAGAUAGGCUUGCGUCAGGUUGAUGGUUGUGAUUCAAUGGUGUGUGUUUUUUUUUUCUUUAACUCAGUUUUGUAAAUUUUCUAGGCUUUAUGGAUGUGUGAGAAUGUCUAUAAUCCGGUUAAAUUGGUCUGAGAAAUUUUUGUUCACAAUCAGACUCACUUUUUUCAUUACAAUGUAAAACCUAAUUCUCUCUAGACUUCUGAAUUUGAUGAGUAAAACCGAU
Messenger RNA from Arabidopsis thaliana (thale cress), 2379 nucleotides. Its product is annotated as alpha/beta-Hydrolases superfamily protein. Bases 594 to 1652 code for a protein of 352 amino acids. Gene Ontology annotation, biological process: lipid metabolic process; lipid catabolic process. The transcript has 4 exons. The record is from RefSeq and is marked reviewed. NCBI's taxonomy places the organism in Eukaryota, Viridiplantae, Streptophyta, Magnoliopsida, Brassicales, Brassicaceae.